Molecule: messenger RNA, 972 nt
Organism: Prunus avium (sweet cherry)
Lineage: Eukaryota; Viridiplantae; Streptophyta; Magnoliopsida; Rosales; Rosaceae
Product: protein FAR-RED IMPAIRED RESPONSE 1-like
Biological process (GO): regulation of DNA-templated transcription
Source: RefSeq, a predicted model, not a curated record
AUGGAGGUAGAUUCGGAAGGAAGGAUGAGAAAUGUUUUCUGGGCAGAUGCAAGGUCAAGACGAGCUUAUGGGUUUUUUGGGGAUGUGGUGGUAUUUGAUACGACAUUCAACACGAACUGCUAUGGGAUGGUCUUUGCGCCUUUGUUAGGCGUUAAUAACCAUAGGCAGACAGUGUUGUUUGGUUGUGCAUUCCUAACUAGUGAAAUCACGGAUUCAUUUGUAUGGUUGUUCGAAGAAUUCAAGAAAGCCAUGCUAGGUGAGCCACCCAAAAUGAUCAUCACUGAUCAAGAUGCAGCCAUGUCAAAGGCAAUUGCUUUAACUCUCCCAACAACAUUCCAUAGAUAUUGCAUAUGGCAUAUCUUGAAUAAGUUUAUGGAGAAACCCGGCAUUGGGGAAUGUUUUUCGGAAAUGUGCAAAUGCAUAUGGGGUAUGGACACGAAAGAAGAAUUUGAUGCAAAAUGGGAUGAAAUCAUCACAAGCAAUGGGCUGAAAGACCAUCCAUGGCUGAGCUCAAUUCAUGCUUUGCAGGAGAAUUGGGUUCCAUCAUAUGUAAAACACGUGUCUUCAGCUGGGAUGUCAAGUAGUCAACGGGUUGAAAGCUGUCAUGCAUUUUUCAAACAAUAUAUUAACCGGAAAAACACAUUUAUGGAAUUCAUUGUACGUUUUGAAAGAGCUCUUGGUUCACAAAGGCACAAGGAGUUAAUGGCUGAUCAUGUUGAUACCAAUGAAAAACCUCCACUACCAUUUCGAACACCAAUGCAACAUCAAAUGGCACGCAUUUACACUCUGGAAAUUCUUGAAAUGUUUGAGAGGGAAGACUUCAGAAGCCUUUUAUGCUUGUUCGAACUUAUAGAGCAAGAUGAGACCCAGUGCAGGUACAAAGUAAGUGAGCGGGUAAAUCCGGGGGGGACACAGAUGAAAGAGCUUGUGCAUGAUAAAGAUGCCGAUAAAGCUUAUUGCAGCUGCAAAUGA